This is a messenger RNA of Aspergillus luchuensis, 1272 nucleotides long. RefSeq lists its product as uncharacterized. Gene Ontology annotation, molecular function: transmembrane transporter activity. Gene Ontology annotation, biological process: transmembrane transport. The transcript has 6 exons. NCBI's taxonomy places the organism in Eukaryota, Fungi, Ascomycota, Eurotiomycetes, Eurotiales, Aspergillaceae. Bases 1 to 1272 code for a protein of 423 amino acids. Gene Ontology annotation, cellular component: membrane. The record is from RefSeq and is a predicted model, not a curated record.
AUGACAAGGGAUACUGAGGCCAAUUCCUCGCAAGAGCAUGAUAUAGUCAGGCCUCUCAAGUCAUGGAAAGGCUACAUUUGGGACACAUGGGAACUACCCAGCGACCAGCGUUGGCUAUUGUUUAAGCUUGACGCGUUUGUGCUAACAUUUGCAUCUAUUGGUUAUUUUCUCAAAAACCUGGACCUUCAAAAUGUCACAAAUGCAUACCUUAGUGGCAUGGAGGAGGAUCUGGAGAUGUUCGGCAACCAACUGGUGACAAGUACCUCUAUUUUCACAGUCGGAUAUGUUAUUGGUCAGAUCCCCGCGAACUUACUGUUGACUCGCAUUUCGCCUCGCUGGGUGAUUCCGUCGCUCGAGAUUGGUUGGGGAAUUGCAACUAUGUGCAUGUCAAGUGUAAAGUCAUACAAAGCUCUCUAUGCGCUUCGAUUCCUGGUAGGCCUUUUUGAAUCUGGGUUUUACCCCGGCAUUCAUUAUCUUCUCGGAUCAUGGUACACACCACAAGAGAUUGGAAAGCGCGCAAUGAUAUUCUGGCUUGCCGGCCAUAUUGGGAAUUUAUUCAGUGGUUUUCUUCAAGCAGCUGCUUACACAAACUUGAACGGUGUGGAUGGCCGGGCUGGCUGGCGAUGGCUGUUCAUCAUCGAUGGCAUCAUCACGCUACCGCUCGCCCUGGCCGGCUAUCUCUUCUUCCCUAAUCUUCCACAAAGUGGCAAGAAAACUUGGUGGAUAACUAACGAGGAACAUAUUCUCUCUGUCAAUCGAAUGCAGGCGAUUGGGCGUGCUGGAAAGGAGCCUUGGAGUAUGGCUAAGUUGAAAAGGAUUUUGUACAGCUGGCACACAUAUCUACUCCCCAUGAUAUACAUUCUGUGGAACAAUGGAUACCCACAGGUUGGUAUGGGUUACUGGCUGAAAAGCUUCAAUGCAGACCCCCCUCCUGUCCCGGGCAAGUCAUACACGGUGGCUGACAUUAACAACUUACCAUUGGUCACGACUGGUAUCUCUAUCUUCGUGUGCUUUAUUUGGGGUUUGCUCUCUGAUGGUCCCUGUCGGGGAUCACGCUGGCCUUUUAUCCAUAUCGGUGCCGUUAUCACGGUAUGUACUUUUGACCCGUAUGCCCAAGAUGAUUCGGCGGUAACAUUUGUCAAGCUCGUUAUGUGUGUUCUACUGCGCCAGAUGCCUCUCUAUACCAACAUCCCUGGGCGCAUGGCCGUAUAUUGGCUCAGUAAUAUCGGAGUAUGUCAAAGUCCUAACACGUCAGACGUGAUCUUCAGCUAA